Harmonia axyridis is the source of this 1669-nucleotide messenger RNA. It is a transcript of the gene Ipk2, whose product is annotated as inositol polyphosphate multikinase. The coding region runs from base 280 to 1572 and encodes 430 amino acids. Gene Ontology annotation, cellular component: nucleus; cytoplasm. The transcript has 6 exons. The record is from RefSeq and is a predicted model, not a curated record. Lineage: Eukaryota; Metazoa; Arthropoda; Insecta; Coleoptera; Coccinellidae. Gene Ontology annotation, biological process: inositol phosphate biosynthetic process. Gene Ontology annotation, molecular function: inositol tetrakisphosphate kinase activity; inositol-1,4,5-trisphosphate 3-kinase activity.
AAAUAUUUGCAAUGUUGAUCUGACAUUCCCCUUAGCGCUAUCAGCGGCAGGGAAAAGUGAAGAACUUAUUGGAUUCUUCACUGAAAAUUUCACCUUGAAGCAGUGCGGUUGAAUGUGUUUUAGUGAGAUAAUUGAUUGGAAAAUGAUAGCUUUGAAUUGCCUGUUUUACAACAAAGAAAAAGUGGCCAAAAUAUGUUUUGAAGUGGAGUAGAUAUUGAAGCGGUUUUUUGGUUCGGCGUGAAAUUUCGUUAGGGAAUUCAACGAGAAAUUAGGAAAAGAAUGGGAAAAUCCGAAUAUUUUUCCGACCCAGUGAAAAAGGAAAACUUGUGCAGUGCUAUCAGUACGUUGUCGAUGUCUUGUAACGGGGCUAAGCCGUCCCAUUCGCCGCAGGCUAGACGUAGUCCACCGGCUAUCCCGGAGGAUAUGGAGGUGUUUGAUAACCAAGUGGCUGGACACUCAUGGUCUCCAAACACUAUAGGGAUGCUCAAACACGAGAACACCAUUUUGAAGCCGAUCAAUACACGUAAGUCGGCAUGCGGGGAACGCGAGAUCCAUUUCUAUGAAACGGUUGGGAAUUCCGAAGACAGAGAUCUAGUCGAUCUCAAGGAACUGAUACCGAAGUACCACGGUACCAGGGAGGUCAUGACCAACGGGGAACCGGUGAAAUGCAUAGUCCUGGAGGACCUGACGGCAGAUUUCGACGAACCCUGUAUCAUGGACAUCAAGAUCGGCAGGAGGACGUGGGACCCUGAGGCCAGCUACGAAAAAAUAGCCAAGGAAGAGUCUAAAUUCACGGAGUGCAAAAGGGAGCUGGGCUUCUGCAUACCCGGCUUUCAGGUGCACAAAAUCAGCAACAACGAAUUGGUCAAGUUCAACAAGGACUACGGGAAGAAUCUCAACAAGGAAACCAUAUCAGAAGCGCUAAAAAUCUUCCUCAACGGCGAGACAAGAUUUUGUCGAAGCCUCUUGAUGCAAAUUCUAGCGCCAUUGUGGCGGAUACAGAAAUGGGCAAGGACACAGAGACGUUUUCAGCUCUACUCCUCAUCCAUUCUGAUCGCCUACGACUCAAAAAGACUGAAAGAAUGCCUUAAACACAGUUCAGACGAUGCGCUAAAGCCGGCGCUGAAGCUGACAAGGUCCCACAGCCUGUACAGGCCCCUGAGUUUAGCAGUGCUCAACAAUUUCACCGACAAGAUCCCUACAGGAUUCAGCGGACAACUGACCAAAGAAGGGCCCAUCUUGACACCUACCUCACGUAAAAGGAACUGCUUCGACAUCCUACCGUUCCGUAGAAAGAGCAACAAUGUGUGGCAGCAAUCCUUCCACAAUCUCAAACGAACACAUUCCUUUCAAAACAACUACGAUAAAGACGUCCAAAAUCGUAAGCAAUCUUACACCGACAUUCUGGAAGACCUGAGCUGUGAACACAAGUCCGAACUGUGGGUAACGGUAAAGAUGAUCGACUUUGCACACGUUUAUCCUGCCAAAAAUUGUGAUCUGGAUAGAAAUUAUCUGCAGGGUAUCGAGAAUCUGGUUAAAGUAUUAGAGGAAUUUUUAGUUGACAGUGAAUAAAAGUAUUAAUGGCUGUGUGUGUGCAUAUUUUUUUGAAAUUAUUUUCGCUACUUUUUUGGAAUGUAACUUUUUCGUAAUAAAACUUAAUGUUCAAGGA